Knipowitschia caucasica is the source of this 2592-nucleotide messenger RNA. The record is from the annotation of a GenBank genome assembly. Lineage: Eukaryota; Metazoa; Chordata; Actinopteri; Gobiiformes; Gobiidae.
AUGAACGAGAACCGCUCGGCCACUACGCUUUUCAGAAAGUAUCAACUGGCCUUGUCCAAGAAUGGCACUGUCUCCCUUGAUUCUGGUGAUGUUGGAGAAGCCCAAACCGACUCCUUGUGUGAGUUGUCAGACUCGGACAAACAUGAGUGUGACUCUGUCCUGACUGAAGACCCAAAUGUCUUGGUGGGGCAGGAUGUUGCCCCACCUAGCCAGCAUCCUACAGACAGUAGGCAAAACCUGAGGUCAAAGUUCCAGGGUGCGUUUAAGAAAGGCAUUGGUAACCCCAUGGACCGACUGGAAACUUCCAUCUAUGAGUCCAAUGUGGUCCCGGGACCCAAGAAGGCUCCAAUGGACUCACUGUUCGACUAUGGUACCUACAGGAACACAAGCAACCAGAAGAAACGCAGGAAAAAGCUACCACGAGGUAAAGCAGAGGUUUCCUGUGAGGAUGGUGCUGGUGCUGAUCCCCCUAAAGUCUUGAAAGUCUUUAACCGGUCUCUUCUUUUCGAGUGUGUGUCGCGUGGAGACCCCCUGUCUCUAGAGGGGCUGCUGGAGUUCCUACAAACUCAUGAAAAGAGGCUGAUUGAUGAGGAGUUCAGAGAGCUAUCGACGGGUAAGACGUGUCUGCCCAAAGCCCUGUUGAAUCUCUACAGUGGACAAAACGACACCAUUCCUUUGCUGGUGGACAUAGCUGAGAAGACUGGAAACCUGAGAGAAUUCAUCAACACGCCAUUUAGAGAUGUUUAUUAUAGAGGACAGACAGCGCUGCACAUUGCGAUUGAGCGUCGCAGCAAACACUAUGUGGAGUUUCUUGUGGAGCACGGAGCAGAUGUCCAUGCUCAGGCGCGGGGACGCUUCUUCCAGCCCAGAGACGAAGGAGGAUAUUUCUACUUCGGGGAGCUGCCUCUGUCCUUGGCGGCCUGUACAAACCAGCCUGAUAUAGUGCACUAUUUGACUGAAAACUCACACAAAAAGGCUGAUCUACGACGGCAGGAUUCACGAGGAAACACAGUGCUCCAUGCUCUGGUGCACAUCGCAGACAACACUAAGGACAAUACACGCUUCCUCACUAAGAUGUACAACCUGCUGCUGAUCAAGAGUGCCAAGCUCUACCCAGAGUACAGCCUGGAAACUAUCCUCAACAACGACGGCAUGUCACCACUCAUGAUGGCCGCCAAGCUGGGAAAGAUUGGGGUUUUCCAACACAUCAUCCGGCGUGAGAUCAAAGAUGAGGACGUCCGACAUUUAUCUCGAAAGUUCAAGGACUGGGCGUAUGGUCCUGUUUACUCGUCGCUCUAUGAUCUGUCCUCCCUGGACACGUGUGGAGAAGAGCCAUCUGUGCUUGAAAUCCUGGUCUACAACAGUCGCAAUGAGAAUCGUCAUGAGAUGCUGGCGGUGGAGCCCAUCAAUGAGCUGCUCCGAGCAAAGUGGCAGAAGUUUGGAGCGGUCACAUUUUACAUCAGUGUCGUCUCCUACAUCAUCACUAUGAUCAUUUUUACUCUUGUGGCGUAUUAUCAUCCAACACAAGGAACACCUCCUUACCCCUACACCAGCUCCACAGACUACAUGCGUAUGGCUGGGGAGACUGUGACUCUUGCAUCAGGAAUCUUCUUCUUUUUCACUAAUAUAAAAGACCUGUUCCUGAAGAAGCGCCCUGGAGUGAAGUCUUUAUUUAUUGAUGGUUCCUUUCAACUGCUGUACUUCAUCUACUCAGUCCUCAUCGUUGUCUCCGCUGCUUUGUACCUGUCUGGAAUUAAAGCCUACAUUUCAGUCAUGGUGUUUGCCCUCGUCUUGGGUUGGAUGAACACGCUGUAUUUCACCAGAGGACUGAAGCUAACAGGCACUUACAGCAUCAUGAUCCAGAAGAUUCUCUUCAAAGAUCUGUUCCGGUUCCUGUUAGUCUACGUGCUGUUCAUGAUCGGAUACGCAUCAGCUCUGGUGUCCCUGCUGACUGUGUGUCCUGCUGCGGGCUCGGACUGCGGCGAUGAAGGCUGUCCCACUUACCCAAUGUGCAGGGACCAGGACACUUUCAGCUUCUUCCUGCUGGACCUGUUUAAGCUCACUAUUGGGAUGGGUGAACUGGACAUGAUCCACAGCGCGCAGUACCCAGCCGUGUUCCUCAUCCUCUUGGUCACUUACAUCAUCCUGACGUUUGUGCUGCUGCUCAACAUGUUGAUCGCUCUGAUGGGAGAGACAGUGGGACAGGUGUCCAAGGAGAGCAAGAAGAUCUGGAAGCUGCAGUGGGCAACCACCAUCUUGGACAUUGAGCGUUCAUUCCCAGUGUGUCUUCGCAAGUCCUUCCGAGUCGGUGAGAUGGUGACGGUGGGCAAAAAUUGGGACGACACACCGGACCGCCGUUGGUGCUUUAGGGUGGAUGAAGUAAACUGGACCCAUUGGAACCAGAACCUGGCUAUUAUCAACGAAGACCCUGGUAAAAAUGAGACCCAUCUUGUCAAUGGGCAGCAUCAGGGCGCGAGAGGCUUGCGGCGAGACCGCUGGUCCACUGUGGUGCCGCGUGCAGUGGAGCUGAGCAGGGGACCUCGUUCUCGGGAGCUGGUUGUGGAGAUGGAGCCUCUGACUCUCAGACACUGA